AUGAUAAACGGGAAAACUUCCGUUCGUAAACAGGAAAGCGAGCAACCCCUGCGCAAGGUAGAGGGCGCUUGCCUCCGCUCCGUGAGCACUCCCAUGGAGGAAAGAGUUCCCUCGGGCGAUAUAACGGGCUUUGAGCGGUUCGCAUUUAUAAGAGACGCAAGCGCUGUGGAGGCGACUGCGGCGAGCCGAUUGGUGAUGGCGGUGGUGCUUCUGAUGGCCGGCCUGGUGACUGCACAGCCUGCAGUUCCCCGGGGCUCUGUGCCCCAAACCACCGCCGCCCCCGCCCACAAGGGCUAUCCUCAAGGCACGGCCCCAUAG
Molecule: messenger RNA, 318 nt
Organism: Gryllus bimaculatus (two-spotted cricket)
Lineage: Eukaryota; Metazoa; Arthropoda; Insecta; Orthoptera; Gryllidae
Source: the annotation of a GenBank genome assembly